This is a messenger RNA of Rotaria sp. Silwood1, 1206 nucleotides long. NCBI's taxonomy places the organism in Eukaryota, Metazoa, Rotifera, Eurotatoria, Philodinida, Philodinidae. The record is from the annotation of a GenBank genome assembly.
AUGACAUUAGUCGAUUUUCAUCCAAUAUAUGAUCGUCAGAAAGUUCAAUUUAUUACAACGUAUCUCUGUUUGAAACCAUAUUCAGUAGAAGAAAAUUUUUGGUUUGGUCAUCAACCAUGCUCUAACACGGAUCUAUCAAUGAUAAUUUAUGAGUGGUAUUAUAACAUACCUGCUGUACAAUGGCCUAAAGAGGCUGGCUUUCGAGUAGGAACCAAUACACCAUAUCGAUAUGUUAUUAUUCAUAUAAAAUAUUCUCAAUCUAUCAUAAAUGAUAUCUAUGGAGAACAAAUAACUAUGACUCGUACAAGACCAAAAUAUAAAAUAGGAACUUAUCAAAUAGCAACAAAUAAAUUUGCCUUUCAAAGUCGUAGUAUUUCAUUAUAUCGUGUACGACAUCAUGAAUUACAGUCAAUAUUUAAAGGAAACCUUCAUUGGCCUCAAACUUUUUAUCAAUUACCAAAUUCAAUUGAUAUUCAAGCUAAUGAUUAUUUAAUUGGUACUUGUAUAUAUGAGCAUAAAUCUUCGAAAUAUCUUCGGUAUAUUUCUUCUGAUGUAAUUUGUCAAAUAACAAUAAUGUUUUGGAUGGACCAAGAAGAUGACAUGCCAACAGAAGAAUGUUGGAAUAAUGAUUUUUCUCAAAUUCUCGAACGUUAUCUUCCAAAUACUGCAGAUAUUCCACCACAAACAUUGUAUGAUAUCAAUCCAAUAUAUCCAAAAUUAACACCAAAUGAAUGGGUAAUAAUGAACGAAAAUAUAUCAACAACAAUAUUGAAAUCAACAAAUAAUAAUACAAAUCUGUUGUUUUUAACGUACUCGGAAAUUACUUUUCGUCAAGAAAUUAUUCAUUUUGUACGUCGUUAUCGUAAUUUAUUAUUAAUAAUUUUAAUAUUAAUAUUAAUAGUAUCAAUCGGACUUUUAAUAUUCAUUAUUAUUAUUAAUAGAAUUCCAUCAUGGAAAAAGAAAGAAUAUUUUUCACGAAAUAAGACUCGAUCAAAAGCUAUUGCAGUCGGAGGUGAGACAAGUUCAUUGAGUGAAUGGCUUACAAAACGACGAUUUCAACAAUAUGAUCAAGAUAAUUUUGAUCAUAUUGAAAGUGAACCAUUAACAUAUAAACAUCGAUGGGCUUCAUCAAGUGAAGAAACGGAUAUUUCUGAUAAUGAAGUUUUUAAUAAAACUGAUUUUCAAAAUGUUAUACUUAAAAAUUGA